This is a messenger RNA of Pleuronectes platessa (European plaice), 4830 nucleotides long. Its product is annotated as potassium voltage-gated channel subfamily H member 5. Gene Ontology annotation, cellular component: membrane. The record is from RefSeq and is a predicted model, not a curated record. The coding region runs from base 122 to 3298 and encodes 1058 amino acids. Gene Ontology annotation, molecular function: voltage-gated potassium channel activity. The transcript is spliced from 11 exons. Gene Ontology annotation, biological process: regulation of membrane potential; potassium ion transmembrane transport. Lineage: Eukaryota; Metazoa; Chordata; Actinopteri; Pleuronectiformes; Pleuronectidae.
AUACUGGUUAUAAUGGUUGACUUGACAGCAGUGGUACUCGCUCAGACCCUGUGAUGGGACCGUAGUUAACAUCAGCACCACCACCGAGCUGCAACGGGUCUCUGUGCCCUGAUCCCUCAUCAUGCAUGGGGGCAAGAGAGGACUGGUGGCUCCGCAGAACACUUUCCUGGAGAACAUUGUCCGGCGCUCCAGCGAAACCAGUUUCCUGCUGGGAAAUGCACAGAUCCUGGAGUGGCCGGUCGUCUACAGCAACGAUGGAUUCUGUAAGCUGUCAGGUUACCACAGAGCUGAGGUCAUGCACAGGAGCAGCACAUGCAAUUUCAUGUAUGGUGACCUAACUGAUAAAAUGACAAUAGACAAAAUCAGACAAACCUUUGACAACUAUGAGUCCAAUUUCUUUGAGGUGCUGCUCUACACAAAGAACAAAACACCGAUAUGGCUUUACAUGCAGGUGGCACCGAUCAGAAAUGAGAAGGACAAGGUGGUGCUUUUCCUCUGCACCUUCAGGGACAUUACACUUUUUAAGCAGCCCAUUGAAGAUGAGUCAACAAGAGUCGGUUGGACGAAGUUCGCCCGACUGACGCGGGCACUGAGCAACAACCGCAACCUGGUGCAGCAGCUGGCACCGAUAAGCCAGACGGAGGUCAGCCACAAGCCGUCCAGACUGGCUGAGGCUCUCCAGCUGGGGUCAGACAUUCUCCCUCAGUACAAACAAGAGGCCCCCAAGACGCCGCCGCACAUCAUCCUCCACUACUGCACCUUCAAGACCACCUGGGACUGGGUCAUCCUCAUCCUCACCUUCUACACGGCCAUCAUGGUGCCCUACAACGUCUCCUUCAAGACCAAGCAGAACAACCUGGCCUGGCUGGUGCUGGACAGCGUCGUGGACGUCAUCUUCCUGAUCGACAUCGUGCUGAACUUCCACACCACCUUCGUGGGCCCGGCCGGAGAGGUGAUCUCGGACGCCAAGCUGAUACGGAUGAAUUACCUGAAGACGUGGUUCGUCAUCGACCUGCUGUCCUGUCUGCCCUACGAUAUCAUCAACGCUUUUGAACAUGUAGAUGAGGGCCUCAGCAGCCUCUUCAGCUCCCUGAAGGUGAUCCGCCUUCUCCGUCUGGGCCGAGUUGCCCGCAAGCUGGACCACUACCUGGAGUACGGAGCAGCUGUCCUGGUUCUGCUGGUGUGCGUGUUUGGCCUGGUGGCCCACUGGUUGGCCUGCAUCUGGUACAGCAUCGGGGACUACGAGGUCAUCGACGAGACCACCAACACCAUCAAGAAUGACAGCUGGCUCUGCCAGCUGGCCCUCAGCAUAGGAACCCCUUACCACUACAACACCAGUGGCACAGGCCAAUGGGAGGGAGGCCCCAACAAGGACACGCUGUACAUUUCCUCUCUUUACUUCACCAUGACCAGUCUCACCACCAUCGGAUUUGGAAACAUCGCUCCAACCACAGACGGCGAGAAGAUCUUCUCCGUGGCCAUGAUGAUGGUGGGCUCGCUGCUGUACGCCACCAUCUUCGGAAACGUCACCACCAUCUUCCAGCAGAUGUACACCAACACCAACCGUUACCACGAGAUGCUCAACAACGUGCGGGACUUCCUCAAACUUUACCAGGUUCCCAAAGGUCUCAGCGAGCGAGUCAUGGACUUCAUCGUCUCCACGUGGGCCAUGUCCAAGGGCAUCGACACAGAUAGGGUUCUCUCGAUUUGUCCCAAAGACAUGCGGGCGGACAUCUGCGUCCACCUGAACAGACAGGUCUUCAACGACCACCCGGCGUUCCGUCUGGCCAGCGACGGCUGCCUGCGCUCGCUGGCGGUGGAGUUUCAGACCACGCACUGUGCACCCGGGGACCUCAUCUUCCACAUCGGCGAGAGCCUGGACACCCUCUGCUUCGUGGUGUCAGGUUCACUCGAGGUCAUCCAGGACGACGAGGUCAUCGCUAUACUAGGUAAAGGUGACGUGUUCGGAGAUGCCUUCUGGAAGGAAUCCACGCUGGCCCGUGCUUGUGCGAACGUUCGAGCCCUGACCUACUGCGACCUGCACGUCAUCCGGAGAGACGCUCUGGUGAGGGUACUGGAGUUCUACACAGCGUUCGCCAACUCCUUCUCCCGCAACCUCAUACUCACCUGCAACCUACGAAAACGGAUCAUCUUCAGGAAGAUUGCGGACGUCAAGAGGGAGCAGGAGCGUCAGAGAAGCGAGGUGACGCUCUCCAUCCCCGAGGACCACCCCGUGCGAAAGCUGUUCCAGAGGUUCAGGCAGCAGAGAGAUUCUCAGACGCCGGGAGAGUCUCUUGCGUACCUUGAACACAACUGUGUGCAGGUGGAGCUGCAGCGCCACCACCACUCCGACUCAAACUCCUACACACAGUGUCAGACUGUAUCCUUGCAGCACCAGGAGUACAGCUCCAUCGUGCAGAGCAAUCCACCCUGCCCAGGAGGAGGGGAGGAUGCAGGCAAGGCUGCACCUCCACCCGCAGUUGUCCAGACUGAAAAGUCAGAACAGAGCGGCACACAAGAGGCAGCAGAGUCUGUAUUGAGGCCUUGUGCCGAGAUUAAACUUUAUCAGGUGGAUAACAGCUCUGCACAAGGCAUUGGUGCAGGGGGAGAGGCCGGUGGUGUAGGUGGUGUUACCAGCAGCAGAGGUGCAAGGGGGUGGGCAAAGUUUAAAAACGCCGCCUCUGCCGCACCAGCACCUCCUGCCGUCGAGCAAGAAAAGCAGACGCAGAAACCGGAGGAGUGGCCCAAAUGUUUGCAGUCGUCAGAACAUUUAAAAGUAGCCAGGAUUUCAGAGGAAGGUGGGGACACGGGCACCACAGAGGGGGGCAACAGUGCAGGAGAAUCAUGCGAGGAAACGAGCGCCCUGCACAAAACGGACUCCUGCGACAGCGGGAUUACAAAGAGCGACCUGCGCAUCGACCGGGCAGGAGACUCGAGAAACUCCUUUGAGCGAAUCCCGAUGGAAAAGAGCCCGAUGGAGAGAAAUCCGUUCGAGCACAGCCUCUGCGUGGAUGGCGAGGUUUCCCUGAAACACUCGUUUGUGCAGCCGGCUUCUGAACAAACGCUCCUGCAGGUGACGCUGCACGAGGCCAAGCAGGAGCUGAAGGGAGACAUUCAGAACCUGAGCGGCCGGCUGUCGGUCCUCGAGUCUCAGGUGAGCGAGAUCCUCAGGCUGCUGUCGGUAAAAAGGAGACUCUCGCUGCCGCCGACUUCGUCUCCGAAAGCAAGAGUCAAAGCUCAAGACUCAGUCGCCGCCUCCAGGUCGGUCACACGCAAAACGGAUGAUGGGCCUUUUUGAUUUCACCGUUUAAAACCACUCAAACUGAAUCUGUAUGUGAUGCUGAUGCAUGUCCUGCUGGCUCUGGCCUGCCAAAGAAAUUAUUUGAAUUGAAGGAGACAUAUUUUGCCUUUUCAGUUUGUUACACGGGUUGUUUGUGUGUGUAAAGAGUUGGUGUGCGGUUGACCAAUCACAGCAGAGUGGGCUUUACCGGGAGGAGGAGCAUGUAAAAACACGAUUUUCAGACAGAGGCUGAAAAGAGGAGCUGCAGAAUUAGAUAGUCUGAGGAAAGUGAUGCGUUUCCCAAACAUUAGAGCAUGUAAACCUUUUCCAGUAAUAAAAAUGAUAGAUCUGGAUAUGAAAAACACAUAAUAUGUCUCCUUGAAACACUUGACUGCAUGCAGAAAUCCCUUUCAUUUUACUGUAGCACUUCAAAACCCCAGGGAUUUUUCAAACUUUUUUGACUUAUGAGGUACUUUGAUGAUCGUGUGUAUGUUACAUUUCAGGAGCAACUAAUGGAAAACAAAUCAAAUUGAACACUCACUGUUAUUACUAGGACAUUAGUCCAUCGUUUUCAUCACCACGUAAAGCAACGUAUCACCCGUGUGAGACUCUGGUGAAGCCUGACAGGGAAUGAAGUAAAAAUAUGAAGCAGCUGAGGUCAAGAUGCGUUUUUAAAUAUGUUCUUUUGUAGUGUUUAUUUUUGGUAAAUUUGUCAAUUUCAUGAUCAUCCUGAACUUUUUGUCUUAACUCUCAAGAAAGCAGGACCAGCUCUGGCUUUUGUUAUCCUUGACAGACUGGAAGUGAAACACCCUCUAUGUUAAAUAAAGAAAGAAUAGGGUUUCUGAUUGCUCAUCCUCACUAGAGAAACAGAGGUGACUAUCUUUCUAUAACUCAGUUGUCAGGUAAUUAAUCAUGUGCCUUACAAUAUGACGCCUCAUUGUAGUGGAGGAUAAUAAAACUAUUUAUUUUUAUUCAUAUAUUUAUUUUCUACUAUACAUUAUGUCUGAGCUUCAUUCCCAUGCAUGUUAAAUAGAAAUGCAAUAAUGACACUUCAUUAAUUUAUAGAUUUUUGUUUGUUCAUUCUCAUAAUUUCAUUAUUUUGUGGUAUGAAUAUAUCAGCAGGUAAAGCAGAAAACUUACUGUAUAUUUCUAAAUGUAAUUUUGCCUCUUGCUCAGGUUGAUUUCUUCUAAUAUUUGAAUCUUUAUUUCCAUAUUGUGAUUUUAUAUUUGCCUGUUUAUUGAGUGGGAAUUCAAAUCCUGUUUUUGAAUCAACUCAGAUUAGAAAUAAUGGGUCACUAUGCACAAGUAGCUAUGCAAAUAUAAAUGAACUUGCACUGCAUUGAUUAUAAAAAGCAAUUCGCAUUAUUUUAUUAUUUUUGGAUGAAAAGAAAAUGUUUCUGUGUGGCUGCAAACCAGCAACUGUAAAGGAUGUAAGCAUGUGGCUGUUAUCUGAUGCAAUGUAUUUAUUUGACCUUCCACACAUACCCGACCCCUGCAUGCAUCCAGGGACCCUGACAAUGGUCACGUGAAUAAUGAAACAGAUGCCUGAU